Messenger RNA from Porites evermanni, 9054 nucleotides. Lineage: Eukaryota; Metazoa; Cnidaria; Anthozoa; Scleractinia; Poritidae. The record is from the annotation of a GenBank genome assembly.
AAGGAAGGCGCAACACUCGCUCUGGCGAACAUAACCACUGCUAACAACACAAACUGCGGGUAAGUUUAUUUGUUUUUAGAUGUUUGCUGACCAAGUCAGACACUCAUUCCGUUUCCCUAUCAUAUUAAAAGAAAUCUAAGUAUAAAAUGAAAGAAAAAACAGUGUUGACUUAAGAACCUCCUCUGUUAACCCUUUCACUCUUAUCGGUGACCAAAGUAAAAAUUCGCAAAAAUUCCCAUUUUUUUAGUACUACGUGAAAGUUCGACCGAAGAGGUUUCGCAUGAAUGGCAAGUCGCCCGAAAGUCAUCUCUCGUUUUAAAGUCGAACGUCAUCUUAGGGUGAAAUUUUGAUAAAAGCAAAUUCUCCCGCCGUGGGAUAUUCCAGAAAUAUGACUAUGACUUACGUUAACAAUAGCUUUCACAGGAGCGCAAUAAACGUGAUACAGUGGGAAGUUCUCCUGACGGACACUCUCGUAAGCGGACAGCUCUACUUACAGCCGCCUUCACAUAACCCCGUUUUUCUUAACUCCUAUACAAACUCUGUAUUUUUACAUUCCCAAAAGCGGCCAGUUCCAGUUAAGGACACUUUUUUCGCGUUCCGAGGAUAUCCGCUUACGAGAGCUUUCGCUUACGGUCCGUUUUGACGUUUUAUGUGUUUCUAGUGACGUGGUAGACAAGGGAGGUGUUGAACCGCUGGUCACUCUUCUGAAUGACCCCAAGCAGCUGGUUCAAGCCAAUGCUGCUGUGUGCCUCACCAAUCUAGCUACUGAAGGUAUGUUAAGGUACAGUUUUUGUAGGGGAGGGGAGAGUGGAAGGGGUGUAAGUGGUGUGCAGUAUUGAAUUUCCCCUACCCCACUCCUCACUUUUAUCUUCAAUUCGAUCAAAGUACACUGGAGUUAUCCGUUAUCUCAUUUUUUGUCCUUGAAUUAGUUGGAUCAGCAAUAGAGAGCUUCAGAUUUGAGAACGAGAAAGAGUACGAGUACAGGAUUUAACUUAAAAGUUUUUGAGCGUGUUCUCCAAAAAAAAAAGAUACCCUGGAAAGCUUCAUUUUACUUUUUUGCACCAAAAAAGUUAGUACGGUUAUUUAUACUGAAGGAGGUGAAGCCCUCUCCCAAUAGCAAAAUGAUAAAACUUCUUACAUUUGAUGAUUUGUUCCCGCCACUAAGACAUUCUCGCUAAAACUCGUAGUAGAAUGACGACGCCUAUCACGUUUUCCCGCCAAAAUGACGCAGAUUCACGCGCGAGCAAUACUCAGUAUUGAGAAAAUAUCGUACUCAUAGUCGUCGUUGUCUCAGAAUCUAACGUUCUCUAAUGGUUUUGUGUUUCCUAAAAUUCCUCAUUGGUUUCGUGAAUCUUCUUUUAGAGUCUUGGAGAUCCGAGAUUCAGCAGAGAGGAGUUGUUCCAGCUCUUGUCCAAGCGUUACAGUCUAAGUAAGUAGAAACAUUUUGAAAAUCCAGAAUACCUUUGUUCAGGACGAAUUAUCUCUGAUUAUGAUAGCCGAUAAACGUAGUGAAUUUUGUAAUGUGAAACUCAUAAGAACCUGUUCGUACGUAGCGGUCACACAUGAACCUGUAGUGAAUAGCCCAAUUCUUACCAUGAAAUUUAUAACUGGACAACUUCAACCAGAUCUUCAAGUGAUGAAUAUUAUUUCUUUUGUACAGUGCCGCAAUAGUACAAAGUAAAGCUGGAAUCGCUGUGGCUGCCUUCGUGUGCGACGCUGACUCAAGAAAUGAGGUGAGCAUAACACUGACUUUUAGAGUCCAUUCUAAAGGUUUGUAUUGUAAUUAUGAUCGGUAAAUCUUAACUUAAAAGGAGUUUUCCCUUCUGAUACUUGACAAUAUUAAAGGGGUUCAGAAUGCGGUUCACAUGCGAACAAGUACGAUUACACCUAACCCAUCUAUUGACCUUGCACUUACGCUAUGCUACUGAGCGAAAAAGACCACAACGCGCGAAAAAAAAAGAAUAGAAGGACAAAACAUUUCGAUUACAAUCUACGUACUACUUUUGAUUCCAGCUUCCUCUUGCAAAGUGAUGGUUGCGACUCAAACUGUCUUUCUAGUUGCACUUGUCAACCUUCAAAUUACUGUGACAGUAGGGAACUUAAGCAAACAAGAACGCUGACGUCUGGGGCCAGCUUGCAUAAAACGUUCUUAAGAUAAGAGGGUUCUUAACUUUUGUUCUAGAACAAUAACCUAUUGUUUUGAAAUAAUAGUUACGAGUUCCGUUAAUCUUAAGAUGUUCUUUUGCAACCCGAUCCCGGACGUCAUGAAUAGCAACUGGAAGUUCGAUGUCUCGCACAACGAAUCUGAAUUCCUUUGUUUUGACUCCUGCUCAACGAAUUUGUACAGUCAGAACACUGAAAGAGAGAAAUCAACUUUUGACGCUCGGGACGUCGACGUUCUCGUUGCUUAAGGUCCCUAGUUACUAUUAAUAUAAACCCUAGAACAUGUUGAAAACCUUAACGCUUAUAUUUUGGACGUGUAAUGUAGGCUAUCACUACCAGAAGUUCAUAUUGUUUUCUUUCUCAUUUGCUCUGACAGUUCCGCGCGGAAGGUGGCCUUCCUCGUUUGGUUGAGUUAUUGCGUUCAGGCAAUGACGAUGUAAGACGGAGCGUGGCCUGGGCCGUGCUUCAGUGUGGUAACGAUUUACCAACCGCUACGGAGAUUUGUAGACUGGGGUGAGAAAAAAUUUUGCGAAAGAAAUUUUAAUUUUAUUCUUUUUGAUUUUCUUUUUUUUUUUAAAGUUUUCAAGAAGAACCUAAAUCAGGAGAUGAGCUUCUGCCUAAAUCUGAUGCUCAGCUGAUAAAUGGGGUGUUAACAAUGUUUUUGCGAGUUUUUGUCCGUAAUUUAGUUGUAUGAUGCAGUUCGGUUAUUUUAUUUUUAUGUUAUAUUUUUUCGCCUUUCGUUAACUGGGUAAGUUGUGGUUAAAACUUUUUGAUGGUUUAAAAUUUUGUCAUAGCUUAAGACAAAGGCAAAAACUUUAAGCUGAUUUUUGUGAGAAAUUUCAAAUCAUGCAAAAAUGUUAAACAUGUGCAUAUUGGCCCAUAAAUCGGCCUUAACCCUUUAAGCCGUGAGAGUGAUCAGAAUGAAAUUCCUCCUUGUAAUAUCCCUGCUCUAUAAAAUAAGGUGAUCAGGAGAAUUGAGGAUCAAUGAUCACAAAGGAUGAAUCUAAUUGAUGCUUCAACAAAUUUCUCCCCACUACUUCUAGUGAAUGAAAACUUAUAGGGACAGCCAAUGAGAAUUUGAGUUUUGAUAUUAGGGUUUGUUUUCUUUAAUCUGUAGUGGUUUGGAUGUGUUAGGAGAGAUUUCCUUGUCCAGUUCCCGCCAGUCUGGUUUUGCGAAAGCCGCCAUGGAAUGUCUCCUGGACAGUAACCUUCCCGCAAAGUACGCUCUGACGGGCUGUCUAAGUUCUAACAACAUCAUACAGGAUGGAUUCUACGAUUGUGGACCGGUAAAACAUUCUGUUCAAGUUAAGCGCAAAGAUCGCUCUAGCAAUUUAUAAGACAGAACGGCAGAAAGUGUCUCGGCAGUCGGUUGGAGAGACCACGAUGGCGUACUUGUUUUUGUAGCGGAUAAGUAGUGAGAAAAUUUUACAAAACAGAGCAGCUGGGAUUAAAAUUUGCAACGUGAUAGUUCUUUCUACUCUUGGUUGAUCUCUCUCCACCGUCUUUCCUUUACCGCUGACUCUCACUUUCACUUUCCGCCCGAAGAAAAGUAAACAUUUAACAAACAAAAGUAUAGAAAUUGUAAUAAUAAUAAAUUAAACACGCACCAAUAAGAACUUGUCUUCGGGUUUUACACGCUGUCCAACUUUUGUAGCUGGUUUAUGCAGCCGCAAAGCUCUGUAAUAUGUCUCGAAAUGCUAGUCACAAGACUUUUGCUCAUUUCAAACAAAAUUCUACAGCCAAUUCUUUUUAGUGACGUCAUAAACGGUUUUGACGCAACGCACGCGCAUGUAUUUUUCUCGCUUCGCGCGCACCUCACGCUGCCUUACGGAAAAGAGAAAAAACGGAAUUCUCGAACGUUAACCCUUUUGACUGAGUUUGCUGUCGAGGAAACGUCAUAAACAGUUUUGACGUACGCAGGCGCAUAUUUUUUGUGCUUCACGCGCACCUUACGGGAAACUAUAACAUAAAGCAUAAACUCAAUCCAGAAACGGCUUCCAAAGUUUUAUAGUUUGAUUCGUUUGGGGCAAAUCUUAUACACAGUAAAAAGAACACAAUUCAUGAACAGUAAAGUGAAAAGUUGUUUGUGGCAUUCAGUCAAGUUCAUGAGAUAAGAAACGUUUAAGGUAACUCAACAACAAAUUUUUAGAAUGAAGCUAAUUGUGGUGUGGUUAUGUAUUUGUUUAGAUUCGCCCUGAUAGCAGGUUCUUGACACUUGAGGAGCUCAGUUCACAGCCAACAGAUGCUCACCGACCGAUAAUUCUGGUCAACUCCAAAAACCCCGAAAGGUAAGCCAUUACGACGAGUAGUUUCAAUAUCUCAUUACCAAGUAAUCAAGAGAUUUCUCCAAUUCUUUUACUUUCGAGAUUAUCUAUGAGUUAUGCUCAAAUCCAAAGUUUGGCUUUGAAAAUACUGCCGACGACGUUUCUUGACACGGCUACACUUUGGGAUUUUAUCCACGGACUCAAAUGGCAGACCCACGUUGUACAGCAUAAUAUCUAGCAUCGUUGGAAAGCUUGCAUUUGAAUGAUCAACUUUACGGAUUUUAUCCACAGAAUCAAAAAUAGUACCACUGGAAAGUACUGCUCAAUUGCUUUCAUUUGAAUGCUCUCGCCAUAGGUUUUUUGAGUAGAGGAGACCUUGUGAUAUGAUUUUCGUCUGUGAGCUUCCAAGCCUGUUCAUCGUUGCAUUUGUUUGUAUUUGUUUUCUUCCUUUCGUUUCUUCAGAAAAACUCCUUCGCCAGUUCUCGCUCCCAAAGAGCCAGAAAAAAGCCCAGAGAGACUCGCAAAGGGUUCAAAAUCCAGCAAAGACUUGAAGAGGUUAGUAACCAUGGUCUUGUUGUUCUUCUACUUUAUUGCGAACAAUAAAGAAGGUCGAUACUUCUGCGAAGAGCAGAGUUUCAUUAUUUCUGUGGGAAAGCCAGGUUUCUUUUCACUCAACACUUCUACCUUUUUGCUGAAAGACUUUUGUCACACACGCUGAUUUUGCAAGAGUCUACAGUCAUCUGUUUUAAAACGUAAACCAUUGGCGCAGUACUCGGUGAGGGGCCUUUAAGAGUGUCAAAAAGACUGACUGACGCAGGGGUUUUGAGGGGAGCUCGUAUUUCGUCCCUCCCCACAAACGCCUGCUCAACCGAGAACAACAUUCCUUUCCCAAGCGUAGCCAAUCACAUUGUACUUUCCAUAUUCUGGAAGGUUGACCUUGACCGCAGGGUAACCCGAUAAAUACUCGAUCUGCAUGAAACUCUAGGAAAGCUUUAUGACCUCUAAUAAAUGUUAGACUCAGAGCGACAAAAGUAAGAUGUAGUCAGAUUUUAGAAUACUCCGUGCACUGCAUAACCUUAGGGAAGGCCCUACUACCAUUAGCGCUAUAAAUACCGCCGAGGGUAAAUAAAGAAAUUAUUAUUAUUAAGGAAAAAUGUAACUCUGGGGUCACGUUUUUACACCACGAGUUUCUGAAUAGUGUUUAGCCUGUCAACACUUUAUUUCAAAACUGUUGAUUGGUCACUUACCACGCGAAUGAAAGGAAUGUUGUUCUCGGUUGAGCAGGUGUUUGUGGGGAGGGAAGAAAUACGAGCUUCCCGAAAAACUGACAAGUGGCAGUGACCAAUUAUUCAUGGCGUCCGCUUAAGUUAAGUUUCCGUUUUUAAAGAGAGAGUUACUUGUAUCUCAGCCUGUUUUGACAGAUUGCUUAUUCUUCUUUCCUUUCCUUCAGUAAAAGUAAGAUCGUGCGUGAACGAGAGGAGCAAAAACAAAAGGAAGAAGAGGCCGCUUUGUCCGAGGUCUCAGCCACGCAACAAGAAGAGGUACCCACCUGGCAGCCCCCUACUGAUGAGGUGCUACAUGGUUAUAUUGAGGAGGUUCGGAACACUAUCCAACCCCUUAGCAGCAGUAGCGAGCAGAUAGUAGCACUUGCAAGGUAAGUAUUAAUAACUAUAUGGGACUUAACCCUUUGACACCCAAAAGUGACCAACAUCAAUUUUCUCCUAACAAUAACCAUAGAUUGUCAAGAGAAAUGGUCAUAAGAAUGAAUAAAAUGAUCACCAAAGAGAAAAUGCUUUGAUCUUUUAUCAAAUUCUCUCCACUAAUCUUAAAGGGAAUGUAUGAAGAUCAGUGUGGAGAAUUUGUAUGUGGAACGGAGCAACGGGCGGGACGUGUUAUAGGGGUGCUUACCAUUGAGCGAAAAAUCCCAAAUCUGUCGGACGGAACCGAAGAAUUAUUGUAGAGUCUUUUUUCGGAAAUUCCGACCGGAAAAUAAGGAGUACGUACCGUAAUUUACCAUUUCCGUGAGGAAACCGAUAUUUUUACGAAGCAAAACUUAGGACUUAUAAAUUUCUGUCGAUAAUUGCGUAUAAAAUUUCCACAAUUGGGGUUUAUUUCCGGAAAAAUGAAGCCGCCAAAGCCAGGGAACACGAAUUUCCUUUUGGAACAUUCCGACUGGGAAACCUUUUUAGACGUGCCGUUUGGUGCUGAAAAGUUUCCACUGGAACGACCUGAAACGCCUUGUUUGAUUUACUUUCCAACCGAAUUUCCCGGAAACUUUUGUGAAUGGUAAAUCAUUUCAGUUGCCCUUUCAUUCCGGGGAAGCGAUAAUAGUCGGGUGUAUUCGCAGGCUAGGUUGGUCUGAACCGAAUGGAAUUUCUCUUUUCAUUUACCUCUUUCUUACCAAUAGCGAUACUCACGCUGACGUCACCUAUUGAUGCCAACCAGAAACGCAUUGGUUCUGUAACAAAAGAUUCUUUUGUUUCACUCGUUACAAAUUUGAAAAACAAAAACAAUAAUUGCAAACAGUGAUGUCUCCUAUUCCAGAUUGAAACUGAUGAAUCGCUAACCAUCUGACCAUGGGUACUCCAUCCAGGUUUUUCAGUCAAAUGGAAGGCCCUCAAGGUGCUGCAUCCUACCCAGGUGCUUCUUGGGAUUUUCGACAGGUAGUCGCGGCGCAAAGAUCAAGGGAAAGCUUCAAAAACGGAGAGAAACAAGGGAAGGCUCAACGUGAAUUUUUUCAUCAUUCCCACGACCCCAUGCUCCGCGACUACCGCCGAAAAUCCCGAGAAGCGCCUGGGUACGAGGCGGCCAAAGAUGCCCUUUUCUGGAAGGUGUCUUAUAGAAGCUAGAAAGAGUUGACUGUAUUGUGGUCUCUAAUCUCUGUUUGAUGUCAUUUCUUCACAGCUUUGUCAGUGAUAAGAUGGGCGGCUCUGUGGACCGAGAAUCGCUAUCAACGUUCAGUUAUGAACUACCCAUUGGUCAACUAAAAGUCGAUCUGAACUCCAAUAUCAUUCCUAUUGGCAAGAUACAAACCGGAAUAUUUUAUCACCGAGCUUUGCUUUUUAAGGUAAAUUAAGGCUACGUUCACACGGCACCGGACGAAUUUCGACCUGCUAAAAAUUUGACCAGACUUGGUUCACACGAGACCGUUCAAUAUUCAUUGGCCCUGUUCAAACGGAACUUUGAACGGCUUGGCGUCUACAGUUUUGUACGGUUAGGUUGAUGACCUGUGAACGGAACACCUUACUGCACGUAUACUAAAACGGGUGAUUUUCACAGUUGUUUAGUACCAACAGAAUCGGCAAAGAUCAAUCCCAUGUGCCUUUCUUUAAGUAGCCGUGUUUGUAGUAAGAUAAAACUAGUCGAGUACCGAGUUACUAUGGCGACAUAUAUCAUAGAGAAAUAAAAACGUUUGCUUAACUAUAAGCCAGAAAAUGUACUGUUGCUAGUGAAUAUGAGAUGGUGAUCUUCAAGCGGCUUCUGAGGGGAAAAUUAAGAUAUCAUUUUUCAUCUACGACCCAAAGGAAACCAAGCGUGCUGUUUCUUUUGUAGGCUCUUGCAGACCGCAUUGCUCUGAGCUGCUCGCUGGUUCGAGGAGAGUACAAUAGGGCCUGGAACGAGGUGAUGCUUUGCGAUGAAGCACAGGUAAGAAAACGACCUGUGUCGCUUAAUCCCAACCACCCUGCUUUGCAUGCAUCAUUUCGGGGUGUUGAUGGCACAAAUUACUACUGUACUCCACUCUACCCAGAGAGCUUCCCCUUCAUUAUUAACUACUUCAGGUUCUGGUUGUUCGAAAGUUGGAUAGCACUAUUCACCAGGCCCCGGUUGUUCAAACGUUGGAUAGCGCUAUCGACCGGAUAAAUCACUAUCCAGCGGGGAACGCAAUUGUUUCCCGUAAUACUCAUCCGCUGGAUAGUGAUUUAUCCGGUGGAUAACGCUAUCCACCGGAUAAAUCACUAUCCAGCGGAUAAGUAUUAGGGAAACCAAUUGCGUUAUCCCUGGAUAGAUUUCUAUCCGGUGGAUAGCGCUAUCCAGCGUUUGAACAACCGGGGCCUGGUAAACCGCUAUCCAGAGUAUAAAUAUUACGAAAACCAAUUGAACUAUCCUCUGGAUAAUUUUUUUUCCGGUAGAUAGUAUUAUCUACCUUUUGAACAGCUAAGGUCUGUUCGCCAAAAGCCGACGUUGCGUCACAUUCUUUCCUCAGUUCCUAUUUUUUUACCUCUUUGCAUAUGAGUUGAACCAGCAAAUUAAAACCUUGAUCGACCGUAAUGACCCUUGUUGCUAGCCACCUAGACAGAGGAUCUUAGUCCUUUGUCAAGCGUUCCUCUCCCUGGAACGUUCGCGGGUGAGGAACGCGUGACGAAGCCCUAAGAACGUCUGCAUAGGUGUCCUUGCAAAAGUAACUAAUGAAGAGAAAAAACGCGAUGACUGACCCGUUAGUGGAGUCUUCACCGUGUAUUUAAAAUGUUGUCAGAUGAUUUUUAGCUUAAAAUUAUUUUUGUUUGUGUGUUUAUAGGAUGGCCAACCUAAGUUUCCUCCUAAAAGUUACCUUGUGGAUCUGAUGCACCUCCCUGGCAGACUUAUGAGUACCGACUCGCCCGAGGCUUCUCUCUACCAAAGGCUCUAG